AUGGAGAGGAAGUUGGAAAUGGCUCAAUUGCUGCAGGAACUGGUUAACAGCAUUGGUGAUGCACGAGUGAGGAUGGAUGAAUGGCAAGAGACAGUACAUCACGCAUUGCACGGGCAGCUUCAAUUUCCAACAGUGGACGCAGACGAUGAGGUGCGGUCCCGCACGCGGCAGCUGGAUGCACUGAAGACAGCGCUGCGCACCCUGCGCACCCAGCCGCACAGCUUUGUACUGCGCUUUGUGGAACUAGAUGGUCUGCCCGCACUACUCUCCUUCCUGGGGGGCAUGGACUACCAGACAGCACAGAGUUCUGUCCACACCUCACUCAUCGGCUGUGUCAAGGCACUCAUGAACAACUUGGAGCACAUAGUCACAAAGAGUGUGACAGCAAUGUUUGACCUGUUACGUCGCAAGCUGAGCCACAAGGCAGCCUAUCCCCAUCUCCUGUCAUUGCUCCAUCUCUGCAUUCUACUGUCAUUGGACUAUGGUUCCCAUCCACAACACUGGCUGCUGUUUGAACGGAUAGUGCAGCAGCUGGUCCUCCAAGGGGAAAACAGCAACAACCCUGAUGUGGCUCCUCUCCAGAUCAACGUCAAAGAGCUGGUGCACUUGCUCGCAAAGGAAGAAGAGUUGGUGGCUGCAAGAAACAGAGCAGAUGAACUGGAGAAGGAAAAUGCAAAUCUCGCCUCAUGGUUGGCGAAGAAGGAGCAGGAACUGGAUCUCCGACUGCAAGAAAAGGAAGACAUGGAGACAAACUUACAAAGAGUCAAGGAGAGGCUUGAGAAGGAGAUGGCAGCCCACCUAGAGAUGAAGCAGCGCUGCUUGGAGCUGGAAGACCGUGCCUGUGAGCUAGACCGACAGGUGGUCUCAAAGAGGGGGCAGAGGCAUCGCCUGGAACAGCUUGUCAGCUUGAGGUCGCUGCCAGAUGACGCCAAGAAUGAAGGCUCUGUAGAAGAUCUAUCAAAGCUGGGCAAGAACUGCACAAAAGUCAUCUCAGUAAUAGAUGGUAGACGUGCCCAGAAUUGCACCAUCUUACUGUCCAAGCUUAAAAUGUCAGACGAAGAAAUUUCUAGAGCCAUACUAAGCAUGGAUAGCAGGGACCAGCUCCCAAUCGAUAUGGUGGAGCAGCUGCUUAAGUUCACACCAUCAGCAGAAGAGGCUGCUCUGCUGGAAGAGCAUGCAGAGGAGAUUGACAGCCUGGCACGAGCUGACCGCUUCCUGUACGAAAUAUCAAAAGUAAGUAUAGAAACUAAACCGAUUGGCCACUACGAGCAGCAGCUAAGGAGCCUGCACUACAAGAAGUGCUUCACAACAUCAGUGUGCGAGCUGGAACCACGCGUGAGGGCAGUGCUGGAAGCCUCGCGGAAGGUAGUGUGGUCGCGGCGCCUGCGGCGUCUGCUGGAUGUGGUGCUGGCAUUGGGCAACUACAUGAACCGCGGUGCACGUGGCAAUGCCCGUGGCUUCCGCCUGGCCUCCCUGAAUAGGCUGGACACACGGUCCAGUGCGGCUCGCGGCACUACCCUGCUGCACUACCUCGUGGAGGUGCUUGACAAGAAGUUCAAUGAGAUUCUGAAACUGGAUGAAGACAUCCCUCACGUAAGGGAAGCUGCAAAAGUCAGAAAUAAUCAAGAUAUUGGAAUGAUAAAUGAAGAUGAGAAAAAUACCGUGGAAGAAGCGAUUGUGACACAUUGGUUCUUCCAAACAACUAUGACUGAAAAAUUACACGUGCCUGUCAUGAGUGAGUUCCUGUCCUCUGCCACCUGCCGCUUCUCAGAACUCGAGGACCUCUUCCAGGAUAUGAAAACACGGUUUGACCGGGCUGUCCGGCUAUUUGGAGAAGAUAAUGCUGUGUCAGUACAGCCAGACGAGUUCUUUGGUAUCUUUGAUGCCUUCCUGAAUGCAUUCAAUGAAGCUCAUCAGUACAAUAAUAAUCUCCGAAGACGGAGGGAGGAAGAAGAAAGGAGAGCAAUACAGGAAGCAGAAGACCUACACGGCUGCCCUGUGAAGAGCAUACAGUCUCAGGAAAGGAAACUGGGAUCAACAUAA
This is a messenger RNA of Schistocerca gregaria, 2043 nucleotides long. RefSeq names its product disheveled-associated activator of morphogenesis 1-like. Gene Ontology annotation, biological process: actin cytoskeleton organization; positive regulation of actin filament polymerization. The coding region runs from base 1 to 2043 and encodes 680 amino acids. Lineage: Eukaryota; Metazoa; Arthropoda; Insecta; Orthoptera; Acrididae. The transcript is spliced from 14 exons. The record is from RefSeq and is a predicted model, not a curated record. Gene Ontology annotation, molecular function: actin binding; small GTPase binding.